Suncus etruscus (white-toothed pygmy shrew) is the source of this 1170-nucleotide messenger RNA. Its product is annotated as G-protein coupled receptor 84-like. Gene Ontology annotation, biological process: neuropeptide signaling pathway. NCBI's taxonomy places the organism in Eukaryota, Metazoa, Chordata, Mammalia, Eulipotyphla, Soricidae. Bases 1 to 1170 code for a protein of 389 amino acids. Gene Ontology annotation, cellular component: membrane. The transcript has a single exon. Gene Ontology annotation, molecular function: urotensin II receptor activity. The record is from RefSeq and is a predicted model, not a curated record.
AUGCCAAACAUCUCUGAUGCCAACUUCUCUUGCUGCCAUGAGUCUGUACUGGGCUAUCGCUACGUGGUAGUUAUCUGGGGGAUAGUGGUGACAGUAACGGGCACUAUUGGCAAUGUGCUCACCCUACUGGCCUUGGCCAUCCAGCCCAAGCUCCGGACCCGCUUCAACCUGCUCAUAGCCAACCUCUCGUUGGCUGACCUGCUCUACUGCACCUUUCUGCAGCCCUUCUCGGUGGACACCUACCUGCACCUGAGGUGGCGCACCGGGAUCACCUUCUGCAGGAUCUUUGGGUUCCUCAUCACUACAUCCAAUUCUGUCUCCGUCCUCACCCUCUGCCUCAUUGCCCUGGGACGCUACCUCCUCACUGUGCACCCAAAUCUCUUCCCCCGAGUCUUCAGUGCCAAAGGAAUGGUGCUGGCAUUGGUGGGCACAUGGGUGGUGGGCAUAGCCAGCUUGGCUCCCUUCUGGCGUUUCUAUGUCUUGGUACCUGUGGUUUGCACCUGCAGCUUUGACCGUGACCACGGUCAGCCCUACAGCACCGUCCUCCUGAGCAUCUACUUUGUUCUUGGCCUCAGCAGCAUGGGCAUCUUCUACUGCCUCAUCCACCAUCAGGUGAAACGAGCGGCCCGGGCUCUGGACCAGUACAAGUUGCACCAGGCCAGCACUCACUCCAGUCAUGUGGAUGGGACAGAUGAGGCCAUACCUGGUUGCUUUGUGGACCAGGUGGUAUUAGGAGGCCUCAGAGAAGAGAUUUCAUCUGAGCCAGUCAGUAUUGUCACCGUUCAGAUGCAGGAAGGGAACUCAGCAGAAAUGGAAAAAGAGAGUCACAGCAAAAGAGCUAAGCAGACAGCAGAGAAAUCUUCUCCAGAAGCCAAGCCGAAGAAUAGAGCCCAAAAAGCACAGAACGCUCCCUCAGAAUUUGGGAACGUGACCCGGAUGUGUUUUGCUGUGUUCCUCUGCUUUGCUCUGAGCUUCAUACCUUUCUGGCUGAUCAACAUCCUGGAUACCAAGAGAAAGGCUCCCCGGAUUGCCUACAUGUUUGCUUCCAACCUCACCUGGCUUAAUAGUUGCAUCAAUCCUGUGCUUUAUGCAGCAAUGAACCGCCAGUUCCGUCAAGCCUAUAUCUCUGUUCUAAAAAGAGGGUCCCAGAGUUUUCGUCGACUUCGGUAG